Molecule: messenger RNA, 926 nt
Organism: Hyaloscypha bicolor E
Lineage: Eukaryota; Fungi; Ascomycota; Leotiomycetes; Helotiales; Hyaloscyphaceae
Exons: 1
Coding region: 190-795 (201 amino acids)
Biological process (GO): proteasome regulatory particle assembly
Molecular function (GO): protein-macromolecule adaptor activity
Source: RefSeq, a predicted model, not a curated record
CGGACUUCUAGUUGUGCACGGUCCAUUUUCGAGGAAAUUCCGCGCCGAACGGCACGUCUUCCUCGUUACCUGCAACUCACAAUUUACUCUUAAAAACCCAUACUUACCACCCGACCUCAUUAUCUCCAUCCCACAUUUCCACAACGUAACGGCACAUUCUGCGAGACUCAUAUACAACUUGCGAGCAUUAUGUCCAACGCAGCGACCCCCAUCUCACCAGCCCGCUUCGCCGCUGCCCUCAAAGACCUCCCCUUCAGCAGUCUCCACCUUAAAGCUAUGGAAAUCCGCAACAACAUCGCACACCUCGACUACUCGAACGAACAAUUGAAGCCCUUCGCCGAUGGCACCGAUCCCUCCUCUAAUGGUCACCCCGACCAAGAUUGCAUAGACGCCAUCAAGGAAAACGAGACUGUCAUUGCCAGAAUGCAAGAGCGGAUUGCUUUGUUGAAGGCUGAGGUUGAGGGGCGGGGAAGCAGUUGGUUGGAGUUUCAAAGUGCGGAGGAGCUGCAGGAGGGCGAUGAGGCGUUGGUUAAUGGAACGGAAGAGGGUGAUGGUGAUGUGGACGUGGAGGGACAAGAGAGGAGUGAGGCUUGGAGGGAUGGGACAUUUCAGACUGGACGCAUAGUAAAUGGAGAGGUCAGGAUGGGUGGGGAGAGUGCAAUAAAUGGGGCGACGAAUGGCACUGCAAACAAUAGCGGUGGAAGGCUAGAUGAUGAGGCAUUGAGGAGAGUAAUGGAGGAGAGAAUGAGAGCUUUGGUUAACGAAGGUGAUGAAGGGGAAGGCAUGCAUCUUUAGAGAGAUGCUGAAGAUGAAAAGUUAUGUCUGCACGAAAAGCUUGCAUUGUCGGCGUUUGAUACCAAGGAAGGAAAAGGUUAUGAGAGCUUUCACUCAGAUUCAAGUAAUAUCUUACUCUUUUCACAUGCACG